AUGGAUGAGAAAAAAAUGAUAAUUCGUAUGAAAGGAGGCCGUGACAUCCUAGAAGGAACGCUUAUCCUCCGCGAUUCUGAAGAGAAACAUCCUUUUCUGUGUUCAAGGAUACCAAAGCCAGAUGAUGAAGAUAAAAUACCCGAAAAACUAAACAAAAACAAUUCGUUUUUAAACGUCGAGUUCCCUUCAACGACAACUGAGCAACCAGAUGAGCUCAUAACUCGUCAGGCAGAAGGAAGAACAGGCACCUUCCCUGGGGAGGAAACAGAAGAUGGCCACACACAUAAAGCCCUUACACAUCCGGAGGAAGGAAGUGACCAAACAACACAUAAAUCGGUUAUAUCCCCGGAAGAAGGAACAGGAAGCGGGGUUUAUAGCGGCGGCACAACACAUAAAGCGACUCAGUUCCCGAAAGAAGGAACAGGAGACGGAAUCCAUGGUGACCAAACAACACAUAAAGCAGUCGUAUUCCCGGAAGAAGGAACAGGAAGCGGGGUUUAUAGCGGCGGCACGACACAUAAAGCGGUUAUAUCCCCGGAAGAGGGAACAGGAGGCGGAAUGCAUGGUGGCGGCACAACACAUAAAGCGACUCAGUUCCCGAAAGAAGGAACAGGAGACGGAAUCCAUGGUGGCAGCACGACACCCGAGGCGGUUACAUUCCCGGAAGAAGGAACAGAAGGCAGUAUCCAUGGUGUGACCGAAAUAGGAGAAGGAGCUACGUCUCCGGUGGAGAUGACUGGACCGACUCGGAAAACAACGAGUUCACACAUUGUGAGCUGA
Molecule: messenger RNA, 780 nt
Organism: Cooperia oncophora
Lineage: Eukaryota; Metazoa; Nematoda; Chromadorea; Rhabditida; Trichostrongylidae
Source: the annotation of a GenBank genome assembly